ACUCCUCUGACAUACUGCCAUGGCUACUGAGCUCGACCAUAACAUUGCUGCUGCUCUGCUGCGUGAGCAAUGUGCCCUCACCUGCAAUCCCUCUCGAUACAUGCAACGGCUGAUGCGAGGCGCGCGGGGCAAGGGCAAGCACUACGAGAAGAUGGCACAAUUCAAGGUCGCCUGUAUGGCAGGCUGCACUCUCGCCGCACGGCCGUCGUCGUACAUGACCGAGGACUCGCUCAAGGCCGUCCUCGACAUCGCCUCGCCUGACAACGAUGCCAUCGUGUACAAUGGGGAAGAGACAGAUGCCAUUCAGGCCCAGAUGAACAAGAUCAUCCACGCCAUGCGCGAGGGCUGCUACGAAGUCUGCUCCGUCUCCUGUGACGUCUCCGAAGAGCUCCGCGGCUCCACAGAGCCGCACAAGUGCGCUCGCGCAUGCGCAUCUGGCUGCGACGCCUACUUUGAUCACGUGGCAAACUGAUGCAGAGCACACGCAUUGCUCGAGCGGUAAACUUGGCCUGCCUG
Molecule: messenger RNA, 516 nt
Organism: Thecamonas trahens ATCC 50062
Lineage: Eukaryota; Apusomonadida; Apusomonadidae
Exons: 2
Coding region: 20-472 (150 amino acids)
Source: RefSeq, a predicted model, not a curated record